AUGAUGACCUGCGUGUGCGUCUCCGCUCUCUGCGCGAUCCUCGACGUCGUCUUUCUCUCGCUGGUCGGCGUGGAGGCCUUCCUGGUCGUCUUCGCCAUCGGCAUCCAGGCCAUGGUCUUCUUCUUUGGGCCGCGAAAGUACUGCGGGAACACCCUCUGCAGCGGGCCGGCGCGGCGGUGGAUCGCAGUCACCUACUGGUCGCUGAUCGGCCUGACCGCGUUCCUCGCCGCGUGGAGCCUGCAGCACGGCCUCCCUCCGUCAGUCCUCAUCCUGUCUUUUGUGCUGUGCAAGGUUGCGUGGGCCUUCAACCUGAUGGCGUCGUGCGGCUGCUUUGGCGGCAAGCCGAGGCGGCGCGACGAGGAGGACACGAGAGUCUGA
Emiliania huxleyi CCMP1516 is the source of this 378-nucleotide messenger RNA. RefSeq lists its product as hypothetical. The record is from RefSeq and is a predicted model, not a curated record. The transcript is spliced from 2 exons. Bases 1 to 378 code for a protein of 125 amino acids. NCBI's taxonomy places the organism in Eukaryota, Haptophyta, Isochrysidales, Noelaerhabdaceae.